AUGCACGGGGCCGAGAUGGAAAUGGAGCUUGGUUCUCAACACAUUUCGUUUCAAAAGGUAGGCAAACGAGUUCCUUUUUGAUCUAAUGGAGAGAGUAUUCCAGUGCACGUCCGACAAGCUGUUCCUCGAGUUUUCAUUCUACAUGCUCAUCGUCGGGAUUUCCAUCACUUGCCUCAAAUUUUGGACGCUAGUUUUUUUCUUAAAUGACUGACAAACUGGGAAAUUUUAGAAUGGAUUCCUACACGAGGUACACGGGAUUCUGCAGCACCUGCAUCCGAGGCUUCGCGACUUUCUACGUCUUCAUCAUUGCCGAUUUCCUAGCCAUCGCCCUCAUCAACCUUUUUGACCCAAUUUGUAAGUUUUCCACGGAAACUCUAAUGAAAGUUUGAGUUAAGGCUACAACGAGAUCAACGGUGUCGUUCCGCUUUUGGUUAGUUUUCUUCGAAAUGUGCGUCUCUAAAACUUUUUUCAGUUCCACGGAGCAACGACAAUGGCUUGCUCCUUCCUGGUCAUCCUCUGGUUUGAAAUCCUCUAUCUGUACGCGGUUCUCGCCCGUCUUCCGGUGGAUGCUGAGAAAGAGCAGCCAUUCGAAAAGAUUUGA
This is a messenger RNA of Caenorhabditis auriculariae, 601 nucleotides long. The record is from the annotation of a GenBank genome assembly. NCBI's taxonomy places the organism in Eukaryota, Metazoa, Nematoda, Chromadorea, Rhabditida, Rhabditidae.